AUGUCGAUCAAAGGAUGUCAAUUUGCUAGAAAUAUGGAAGAUAAAGACGCAAUUCAGUGCUUUCAAUGUCAACUUGCUUUUCACCAAGACUGUGUCGGAAUAAGUAAAUCAGCUUUCAAGGUUAUCAGUUCCGUGUCCAAUAUUAAGUGGUAUUGUGAUGAAUGCAUGAAACUACUUCCUGAUGUAAAGUCAUUAAAUAAAGCUGUGCGUGAUAGCAAUGAUACGCUCAACACUAGAAUUGACAAAAUUGAUGAAUCGAACAAUUUGUUGAGGAGCGAACUUGAAGCUAUCAAAAGUUUAAUUCAGAGAAAUGUUGAUGGGGCGGAAAGAUUCGAUGGCACAGUUUUGAGUACCGAGCUGUGUAACCUUAAAAACGAUUUGAACAAGAGUUUUGCUGAUGCUGUCCGAUGCGAAGUGAAGAAAAAUAUUGAACUAGUUAAUGAUGAGGUAAAAAGUGUUCAAAAAACUUUAACCAAUGUAAAUGACAUGAAAGAAAGAGAGAAUAACAUAAUGAUGUUCAAUUUGCAAGAAACUGAUGAUGAUAAAGAUAGAGUCAAAGGAAUUAUUAAAAAGUUAUCCAGUGAAGUCAAGGAUCAGGAUAUUAAAAGAAUUGUUAGACUGGGUCCAAAAGCUGAAACUAAAAUUAGACCGGUGCUGAUUGAAAUGAGGAGUUGUGCAAUUAAAGAUUUAGUCUUAAAAAAUUCCUUUAAAUUAAAAACUAUGCAUGAAGAUCUCGAUAAAGUAUGGAUCAGUCAUGAUUUAACAGUUGAUCAGCGUGCCGAGUUAAAAAAACUAAUUGAUGAAGCCAAAUCAAGAAAAAUCUCGUGCCCGGGUAUUGCUGAUGAUGCUGGUGGUGGAAGUUUGUUCAGCUGUGGUGAUUAUGAUAGUUGUGGUUGUGGUAUUUGCAGUGGUGGAGAUGGUUGUGGUGGUAAUGUUAACGGUGGUGGUAAUGAUGGUGGUAUUUGCGGUGGCGGAAAUGGUUGUGGAGGUAACGAUAGCGGCAGUGGUAAUGAUGGUGGUAUUUGCGAUUGUGAUGAUGGUUGUAAUGGUAACGAUAAAAAUGGUAGUAAUGAUCGUGAAGUUACCAAAAAAGACUCAGAACUAAAAUUGCAAUUAGGGCCGUUCAAUUCAUCUUCCGCUGAUACCCUGUUGGAUUUGUUUAAUUCUGAAAUCGUGAGAAUUGUGGAUAUGGUUGCUCCUUGUCGUUAUGUCAAAUCUACUCAUACACAAAUUUUGGUCAAAUCAAGUUGA
This is a messenger RNA of Helobdella robusta, 1251 nucleotides long. RefSeq lists its product as hypothetical. The record is from RefSeq and is a predicted model, not a curated record. Bases 1 to 1251 code for a protein of 416 amino acids. The transcript is spliced from 4 exons. Lineage: Eukaryota; Metazoa; Annelida; Clitellata; Rhynchobdellida; Glossiphoniidae.